Molecule: messenger RNA, 3356 nt
Organism: Mollisia scopiformis
Lineage: Eukaryota; Fungi; Ascomycota; Leotiomycetes; Helotiales; Mollisiaceae
Exons: 1
Source: RefSeq, a predicted model, not a curated record
CCAUGGACGUCUCAACACUCCUCCAACAAUUCGAAGAUCUCAAUCACUCCGAACGAGUGAGACGCAUGGUAGAGCUUGGCACAGAGUCCAAGAACAACGACACGGCGAGAGAAACCAUCAAUGUUCUUAAUUAUGGGUCAUUGUACGAGAAAGCUUUGGCAUUGGAAACAUGCUAUGGUAGCCGAAACAUCACGAUCGCUCAGCAGGCGCUGGCAUCCUCCUCCAGACACCUGAGGAAACGAGCUUUGAACCUAAUAGGACUUCUUGGUACUGAUGAGGAAUUUCUUGAUGCACUUCGGAGAGUACCAAAUAAUCUACAGAUUCAUACUAUACGACGCUUUCGAGACGCUCGUCGGCAUCGGCAGCGACUUCGGGUGAUCGAGACAUUUCUGGAAGAACUGGAGAAGACGAAUCGCGACCCCAAUCUAUUCAGGAGCCUUAUUUCUCUUGGUUCCAAAGAAAUCCUAGAACGGCAUCUUCCUGGGUUGAUUGACGGCGUUUCGUUCAGAGACUGGUCUGAGCUUGCGAAAUAUCAUCCCGAUGUUGCGCAGAAAGCACUUCAAGAUUGGAUUGAUCAAUCUUCUGAAGAUGAAGAUCUGCUUGUCGAAACCGUCGUUCACGUUCUUCGUCAGUGGAUGGCCCACGAAUACAACAUUGGCCGUGCUGUUACCCUCUUUAAAGCAGCACAUAAGAAGAUCUCCAUAGAUUGGCUGCCUGUGAGGGAGCUAGCUGGGAAACGACCAAAAGAGCUUUUUCAAAUUCUACUUGACAGCGACGAAGACAUAGAGGAACAUGUAUUGGAGAGGUUGGAGUCCAGGAUCCUUCGAAAGCUUCCGCUAAGCCAGUUCCUCGAGGUCUUCAAACGCUAUCCAUUUGUGAUAGAUUCGUGGAACGCCCCUGACAGUUUUGACGAUCUUACCAUUGAGCAGCGUAAAGCGGUGUACAAGAUCGUUCAUGUGGGUUGGCGGAACCAAGGUGGAAUCAUUACACAACUUAGUCUUGAGAAGCUACCAAGAGAAGAACGUAUUCUUGAAGCUCGUAGACACCUCACGAGUAGUAAAUUUGUUACCAAUCCAGAAAGGAAAAUCAAAUACGUUGCUUUGCUCCCCUGGGACGAGGCAGUGGAGCUACAAGCACCUUUCCUGCGCUCAAGUGAUGCGGACACUCGUGCGUCCGCACUCAAAUGUCAAAUUUCAGCUACCAAGUUCGACGAUUCACAUCUCAAUGAUGCACUGCAGCUUGCAUUGGCACGGAAGAACGAGCAAGAUCCAGUCAAAAAGGAGAUGAUUGCAGGAUUGGUAGAGAUACCGGCUUCUCGAUGGAAAGAAAGUCACUUGAAUGACCUGGGAAAUAUAUUGCGCAACCUUCUGGACACUUCAGAUACCUCUACCUGGACACUGUACAGUAUGACGGAUCUGGUUACGGGGAUCAUUUCGUACCACCCUCGUUGGGCGGCGAAACAGCUAGCCACUAUUAUUCGGGAGCGCAAACCCCCGUUGAAUCGAUUUUGGCUUUCGGGAUAUAUUCCAGUCAAGAACGUGAUGGAGGUGUUGGCGGAAGAAAUGUCUCCAGUACUCGCAAAUCUGCUGAAGAAAAAGGAUGGAGCCACUCUGGAGAACAUAGCUACAGCUUUCGACAAGAUGACCAAGCACUGGCCUGAACUUCUGGAUACUUGUGAGAAAGUUUUGAAUGAUUCAGAGAUGAAGCAACACCAUACGGCAAUGUUGAAUAUCCUGAAGGAGCACCAACCUCGCUCUUGGAAUCGUGUCAUCCCGUCACUUCUUGCAGGGAAUAGAGAGGUAGCAUGUGAGGCUGUUGUUUUGAAGUAUAUCCAUACAAGAGAGCAGAAGUUUCUUUGGAGCUAUCUCAAAUCUGGAGACGAAACCAAAAGAGACAGAAGAAAAGCACUCGGACAUUUGAGCAACAGUAGAGUCGGCUUCUGGCGAUGGACACAAACUCAACAAGAAGCACUCACAACGAUCUUGCUUGACGAAUGCAACGACCAAGAGCUGGAGUCGGAUAAGAAAACUAGUAACAUCAAACAGCUCAGUGCUUUAGCCUUUGUGGACCCCUCUCAUCUCAUCAACUUCGCAAAUGAUGAUGAAAGUCCCAUUGUUCAAGAAGUUGCUCUAAGAUCAUUGGGAAAGUUGGGUGGAGGCCAAGGAGUCCCCGUUCUUAUCGAGGCUCUGUCUGAUAAACGUGCUCGAAUCGCAAUAUAUGCUCUGCGUACUGUGCUCAAAAGCAUGCCAAAAGCCGAAGUAUUCUCCAUCUUGAAAUCAGUUCCUCAGACAAAAGUCACCGUUGCAAAAGAGACUUUGCGCUUGAUUGGAGAACUUGAAACUGACGAAGCAUUCACGUGGCUUCUGGAGAAAGGCAAAGAGAGUCUCCAUCUUGACGUUCGUCUUGCUCUUUUCAAGGCACUACUGUCUUUUACAGAUCGCGAUGAAACGUGGGAGUUCUUUGAAGGUGUGGCAAACGAUCCAGAACCAGACAUGGUCAAGAUCGUAGCGACAAUUCCAGAAGACGGUCUUUUGUCAAAAGCCAAAGAGCGCUUGUUGGCGCUUCUACUUCAGCUCCUUGCUCAUUCGGAUCCUGUUGUCAGAAUAGCAGCUCUCAGGCGUUGUCAUUCAAAUCCUAUUCACGACCCGGACAAUCUUCUCGCACCUCGACUCUUUGAGCUUGUUCAUUCAGAUAUCAAGAACGAGGGUGAGGCGGCAUCAGAAGCUAUCUUCAAGACAUAUGCUACCUCCAAUAUCGAACUUAUACGAGAUACUUAUCGCAAGCUUAUUCAUAACAGAGAAAGGCUUGGAUUCUUCCAUGAUCAGUAUUGGUCCGUGGCAUAUGGCAGGAAGAAGAUGUUCAAUCCUGUUACUCACAUGAUCCUCGAUGUUCUGAAGGAAGAUCGAUUUUCAGUCAAACGUCGAGUCAAACUCAUGUUUGAUGCCUUGUAUUGGCCAGAAAUCAAACCUCACAUCUUUGAAAUUGUGCCCGAGCUGCACGCAGAUGCGCUGGUCGAGGCUGAGAAGGUCAUUGAAGAAAAUUCGACAAGAUGGAAGACGGAAAAGGAUGACUUGUUGGAAGCUGAGUUGGAGAUGGCUAAAAGUGGAGACGAGAGAGCGAGAAGAUUAGCAUUGUCAUUCUUGAUUGGCGGUGUAGACGAGAACAAGGGAUGGAAAAGAGCGGAGUCUGACCGACUUGAGAUAUAUAAGCAGGACUCUUCGCCAUUGGUGGCUGAAAGGGCUUGGGAGGUUGAGAUUGACGAGGAGGCCAAUGACUUGGAUGAUAAGGAGAGCACAUGAUUUAUCAAAGAGCUCUGAAAUCUAAAAAUCUUUCGGGCUUGCUCAUAUGAAAUGGGU